AUGGCUCCUAGCAUGAUAGUUGCCAUGCUUCUCGAUGAAACGCGACCUGCCUCGGCUAUUGAGGUCUAUCUCGGUCGUUGUCUUGGCUUCGGCCUUCUCACUAUCGCGGUCCUAACCGUUAUGCUCACGGGCUCCAUCCCAUUGACCUCCACAAUCGCGGAGCCUGUCACGGCCGAAGAUGAGGAUCCCAAAGCUCCAUAUGGCCUGCCCACCUUGAUUGUGACAUCUGUGUUCCACUCUGCCUCGGCCUUUUAUGCAUACACCUGGUAUGCCACCGGCGGGCAGGGUGCCUUUGCCACCGCCGUUUUGGCACACUCGGUCCUGGCAGCCAUUGGGCUGUGGUGUGUACUUUUCGCAAGUGGAAAUGGCAAGAUCAGUCGGAGGACUGGUGCAGAUAAGCGCACGACGGGGUUUCCAUUUAGUAACUCGGAGGCAGCUAAGAAGCAUGCGGGCAAAAAGGGAAUUUGA
Messenger RNA from Penicillium alfredii, 468 nucleotides. RefSeq lists its product as uncharacterized. Bases 1 to 468 code for a protein of 155 amino acids. The record is from RefSeq and is a predicted model, not a curated record. The transcript has 2 exons. Lineage: Eukaryota; Fungi; Ascomycota; Eurotiomycetes; Eurotiales; Aspergillaceae.